Messenger RNA from Penicillium griseofulvum, 576 nucleotides. RefSeq names its product GPI anchored serine-rich protein. The transcript has a single exon. Lineage: Eukaryota; Fungi; Ascomycota; Eurotiomycetes; Eurotiales; Aspergillaceae. The record is from RefSeq and is a predicted model, not a curated record. The coding region runs from base 1 to 576 and encodes 191 amino acids.
AUGCGUUUCACUGCUGUCGCUGUUGCCUUCUUCGCCGGCCUGGCCAUUGCUGCCCCCGGUGCUGACCAGACCGUCUACGAGACCGAGGAGGUUACCAUCACCUCUUGCGCUCCUACUGUCACCGACUGCCCCGGCAACGGUGCCGGCGUUGAGCCCACUGCCAGCACCACCCCCACCAGCGUUCCCGUCGCUGUCACCUCUUCCGCCUCUUCUGCCUGGACCUCCGUCCCCACCGGUGUUGCCCCCAGCUCCAGCUCCAGCUCCAGCGCCCCCGUCGCUCCUCCUGCUGAGACCGCUCCCGGCUCCUCCGUGAUUGCCAUCACCACCUGCAUCCCCACCGUUAUCUACUCGACCGUCCCCGUUGCUCCUACUUCCUCCCCCGUUAGCAGCAGCGUCAUCCCCCACGGCCCCACCGGUGGUGUCCCUCACGUGCCCUCCGGCACCAAGGGUGUUCCCUCCGGCACUGCCUCCGUUCCUGCCUCCACCUCCUCCCCUGCCUUCAACGCUGGCUCUGCUCUCAGCGGUUCCAUCGGCUUCGCCGGUGCUGCCGCCGCCGCUGCCUUCUUCCUGGCAUAA